UCGGUCACCUUCAUCUCUUUUUUUCUUCUAGUAACCAAUCGCACUUUGUACGUAUCUACUUAAUGCAACCCAUAUCCUCCAUCUCUCGGCGAACUCUUUCUCAAUUGAUGUCGUCUAGUCUUCGACCAAUCGCAACUUCACGGUUAGCUCUACACAGUUCGCAUCUUUUGUCGUCAAGCAAUCGCAAUUAUACGCAGAGUUCCGCAAUGGCUACUGAAAUGACUCCUGUUUUUGCCCAGGAUGCUGCUCCUCCUGCCGGCCCUUACUCCCACGCAAUCAAAGCCCAAGGCCUAAUCUUCGCUUCCGGCUGUAUCCCCUGCGACUCCGCCGGCAAAAUCCUCGAAACAGGCACCCUCCAAGAAAAGACCGCUCUAUGCAUUCAAAACGUGCGCGCGGUCCUCGCUGCUGCCGGAUCCGAUAUUACAAAAGUCGUGAAAGUGACUGUGUUUUUGACGGAUAUGGCUGAUUUCGCGGAUAUGAAUGAGGAGUAUUCCAAGCAUUUUGCGCAUAAGCCCGCUAGGAGUUGUGUGGCUGUUAAGCAGUUGCCUAAGGGGGUGCCGGUUGAAGUUGAGGUUGUUGCUUUGCAAUAAAUGAAUUCAUUGAAUAUACACAAUUCAAUUCAUUAGCAGAAGGGUGGAGAUCUGGUUCAUAUAAGCUAGGAUGGGCUGGCGAAAACUUUAGAGGCAUGGACAUGCUCAAUUCAGAAUCUUUGCAGAUGACAUCAAUGGAAUGAACACUGUUGGUUCCUUUCAGCUUUCCUGAUAUAUUGUACAAAAUCAAUAUAGGGACUUUAGUAUACAACAUGAGUCAUGCGUUUUGUGAUUUGAGGAGGUACAUUGCCCGUCCCAACUCC
Messenger RNA from Talaromyces stipitatus ATCC 10500, 853 nucleotides. RefSeq names its product L-PSP endoribonuclease family protein (Hmf1), putative. NCBI's taxonomy places the organism in Eukaryota, Fungi, Ascomycota, Eurotiomycetes, Eurotiales, Trichocomaceae. The transcript has 3 exons. The record is from RefSeq and is a predicted model, not a curated record. The coding region runs from base 63 to 590 and encodes 175 amino acids. Gene Ontology annotation, molecular function: deaminase activity. Gene Ontology annotation, cellular component: cytosol; mitochondrion.